CCUUGCAGUGACAUCUCCGCCUAUUAUCAGCACCGCUACGCGCCCACCAUUCGGCAGCUUCACCAGCAGCAGCAGCAACAGUUGCCAACACAGCAUAAAAAUCAUCAUUCGCAUCAACGUCAACAACGCCACAUAAACAACUAUCCGAUGGCGCCAAGUGUUUGUCAAAAUUCGCCAAAAUUAACUGCAGCCUCUACGCAUGUUGCAACGGUGACCACGACCAUAGGCGGUGCUGUUGCUGGCGCUGAUGGUGCCGGUGUUACCACCAUCUCUGCACCAUCCAUCACACAAAAGAGCAAUUGCGGUGGCAGCAGUAUUAACGGCUCCAUGGCUUCGUAUAAGAUGUCAAGUUCGGAGAAUAGCUGGUCGCAACCUGUUUUCAAUAAGGAAAAUCAGCGCCCACCUGUCUACAAUGCUGAAGACUACGUACAGUCAUUGAAAAAAUUCGGUAAACGUCAGAGUGGCCAAAAUGUGCGCUCUAUAUAUGAAAAUAAUAAUGAAACAACAACAACAAAUGGCAGCCAUAAGGACGAAAACAAUCACAAAUCCUCGACAUUACCGCACAAGCAUGCGGAAUACAAGAGUCCCAUACCGCCGGCGCCAGAAAGUGACGGCGAGAUGUCCUUACGUCAAUUCGCUUCAGUAACCGACUUGCUAACGAAGUUGCGUGCGGAUCUGCGAGUCUCAUUUCCAAGUUUCGUUCAAGAGUUCGUCGCCACCCCCUCGGACGGCAUAAGCCUGCUACUUGAAGUGCUGCGCGCCAUUCAGCUAUCUCAAAGUAGCAAUACUCCGCUGGCGCCGAACCAAAUGACCGCCUCAAUGCCUCGAAAUCCGCAAUCCUAUCAACGGCGCGCAUUGCUUGAUGAAUUGGCUUGCCUUCAAUGCCUCAGCAUUUGCUGUUCACGCUCGCUGGACGCUACCGCCCGCUUGGGUACAACGCCGGUAGGCUUAAUGCCGCUGGCCUCCUCGGCGACAGGCCAGGGUAUACGCGCACGCAUUCUGGCCAUGCAACUAAUGGCUGCCGCUUGUGAUAAAACGGCGCUGGGGCAUGGCUCACAAAAAUCAGUCACAGCCGGGCAUACAGCCGUUUCGGAAGCAAUGUCGACGCUACGAUUGCGCUGCAGUGAGCCAGUACGUUUUCGACUGUUGGUGGGCAUGCUGAAUAGUGGUGGUGGUUCGGGAGAAUUGCAGGCAGUGGGAGUCAAAUUCAUAAAUUCCUUCUUGGAGAGCUCUGAAAAUCUACAACAGCGUCUAUACCUGCAAGCGGAACUAUUUCAGGCCGGUUUUGAGCCUGGUUCCUUAGCUAAGACGAUUUCUCCGGCUUCACCUUGGCAUGAAAAUUUACGCAAUGAAAUGAAACGCUUUCACGAGCUCUAUGUGGAUGUGGAUAAAAUGAUUACGCAGGCGCGAGAAGCCGAUCGCGUACGCAGUCAGAUGGUCAUUUUGGAACGCCGAGUGCAGAUCCUUCACGAAGAGAAAGCCGUACUCACAUCCAUGGAACGGCGUCUGCAGGAGCGUUGCGCCGAGUUGCAGCGCGAAAUCUUCCGUCUGCAAGGCGCACAGAAUGAGAACACCUUUAAGUCUUUGGACAAACAACCCGUUGCACUGCCUCGUCAUGUGCCACCUGGCAAGAAUGAGAGUGAGCAUGAGGAUGAGGGUAUCAGCAGCUCGGAAACGGGUCCCUCACUAAGUCCCGUACCCAUUUUGGUGUUGCCACAGAAGUCAAGCGCCGCCGGUAAGCAACACCACAAAAACAAAUCCAAAUCACCGGAAAAUUCAACCGGCGAUAGUGGUGCUGCCACCGGUACUGCCACCACCAUUGAGGAUGCCAUGCAAGAGCUGGAUCAUGUAGUGAGCGAGGCAGAGAAACAAAUAUCUACACAACAGCGACAACAACACCAACUCAGGCAACAGCUGACCCAGACCGUGACCGCCAAGGAAAAGGAUAUUGUACCGGUUAAUAUAGUGCCACAGCCGCCACGUAAAUCGCGUUCGCUUGCACAUCUCGUCUCGCAAGCAGAUGGCUCCGAGUUGGACGGCUCCGAGUAUGGCAUGUUAAUGCUACAAAAUCAUGGCGACGCUAUUGCUGUGGAACGCGUCACAGCAAUGCAAACUUUUUUCGACGAGGCUGACUAUGAGCCACACACCGACAUGGACAAGCCAUACAGCAUCGAAUCGCCGGAUAUACCGGAAGCGAACACCACUGCCACCGCGUACAAUGCCAGCACGACGCGCGAACUGCUGGAUGUUAUAAUGAAUGCGCGCCACAGUGACGAUGAUCCGACAAUGAAAGCGUUUCGCGAGGCAAGCAACAACCAGCAUCAAAAACCACCGCAUCCGCAUCCACAUCAGCAUCCACACCAACAUCAGCACUCGCAUCAGCACCACAAUAACCAGCACGCUGGCAAUGGUGGAAAUGCCAACAACUGCGUUAGCAAGCGUCAGAGCAUGUCAGCGGCCGCGCCACCACCACCGCCACCCCUGGCAGCUAAGAAACCGCAAGCGCCAGCGCAACACUUCAAUGGCGUCUUCUUUAUGACUGGCAUGAAUACGCCGCAAAAGUACCCUAAACCCGAUGUGACGGCCGCAUUGCAAGCGCGUCGUGUCACCAAAAAUGUGGAGCGUUUGGAAGCGGCUUUUGCUUCAUGCAGUCACGAGUCGCUGCUAGAAGGCGGCACGCCACCAACGGUAGCGGUGCAUCACGUGGUGCGCGAGAAAUCGCGUAGCAAUCAGCAGAUAUAUUUUGGCAGCAAUCCGGCGAUGCGUUUAAGCAGCAGCAACAGCGGCGGCGGUGGCGGCAUCACUGGGAGUGGCGUCAACAAUGUGACAGUGUUGGUGCAGCAAAGCGCAUCGACACAGGGGGCGCAGCCGACGAUUUGUAACGGUGCGGCGUUGGCGACGCGCACGCGCUCUUGCGCGCAUGGUUCAAAGGUGACCGAUACGCCAUCGGGAUUGUACUGA
Rhagoletis pomonella (apple maggot) is the source of this 2961-nucleotide messenger RNA. RefSeq lists its product as uncharacterized. NCBI's taxonomy places the organism in Eukaryota, Metazoa, Arthropoda, Insecta, Diptera, Tephritidae. The annotation marks the transcript as partial. Gene Ontology annotation, biological process: regulation of cell shape; cortical actin cytoskeleton organization; cell migration. The transcript has 8 exons. The record is from RefSeq and is a predicted model, not a curated record. Gene Ontology annotation, molecular function: small GTPase binding; actin filament binding. Gene Ontology annotation, cellular component: cytosol.